AUGGACGUUGGCCGUCUCGAGACUCUCUGCGUCGACCUCAUCCAGCGUCUCUUCGUCUCUUGGCCUAAUCCCGUUCAACAACAAAAUUGCCUAAACCAGCGGCAUCCAACGACGACUCUCACGAGCUUCUGUUUACCUCGUGUUGGAAGAGCUAGGUCGGGAAGUUUCGGUGUCGUAUACAAGGGAAUUGAAAAGUCUACGGGCGAGACCGUCGCCAUCAAGCACAUCGAUCUCGAAUCGAGCGAGGACGAUAUCCAAGAAAUUCAGGGAGAGAUCUCCGUUCUCAGCACCUGUUCCAGCUCCUUCGUCACCCAGUACAAGGGAUGCUUCCUCAAGGGCCACAAGCUAUGGAUCAUCAUGGAAUACCUUGGUGGUGGCUCUUGUUUAGACUUGCUAAAACCGGGAAACUUCCCCGAAUCGCACAUCGCCAUCGUCUGUAGAGAGCUACUCCGUGGUCUCGAUUACCUCCACACCGAGGGCAAGAUCCACCGCGAUAUCAAGGCCGCCAACAUUCUGCUCUCAGACACGGGCAAGGUCAAGCUUGCUGACUUUGGCGUUGCUGCUCAACUCACCAACAUCAAGUCUCAGAGGAAUACCUUUGUCGGAACGCCCUUUUGGAUGGCCCCCGAGGUGUUGUUCCACAUCCCCAAGAAUGAGCCACCUAGGUUGCAGGGCAGCUUCAGCAAGGACUUCAAGGAUUUCGUUGCCCAGUGCCUCGUCAAGGAUCCCGACAGGCGACCCACGGCCAAGGAGCUUCUUCGCCACCGAUUCAUCCGUGCGGCCGGAAAGGUCGAGGCCCUCCAAGAACUGAUCGCUCGCCGGCAAACGUGGGACGUUGGCCAAACUCGCAAAGCGCAUCCCGUCUUCUACCAGGAGACACUCCAGAGCAUCUCUCCCAAAGAUGAGGCUGAUGAGUGGACCUUUGACACUGUCAAGUCCGUCGCUCCCAAGAGGCCCACCGUCAUCCGUUCCCGCAAACCUUCUUCCAUUUUCGCCACCGAAGACGCCAUGCGCAGGCUUGACCUUGAAGAUGGCCCUCUGCGCCCCUCUACGCCCGUCGGUACCGUUCGCAGGUCGACAGUCAGGCGCCAACCUUCCAUAAUGACGGCCAACGAAUCGUACAACUCGAGCGGAUCCGUGCGCCGCCAGCCCUCCUCCGCCUACACGCAGAGCCAGAGCGGCUCCGUCAGGCGCAUUGUUUCCUCGGCCCAAAAGACCCCCGGCAACCCCUCUCCGCGCAUCAGUGUGGCUAAGCGCCCCCUGCAGCCCGACAUGUCUUUUGGUAACUCUGGCUCAACCAUGCGCCUCUUUCGUCGAGUUCCCUCGGACGGUUCCACCUCUGGACAGGUGGGCGACACCGAUUCCGUUGACGGCAUGAUCUUCAACGAGAACAGGCCCCCUCACCAUCCCAUGCCGGUUGAGGCUUCUAGCAAAGAGGCUCUCCUCGGUCGUCGGCUAUUCGCCAAGGCUGUGGACCCUGCGCUCACCGAGCUACACGCGCAAACUUCUGCCAUGGCUAAACGUGAGGCCCUGGCCAAGCUGUCAGACGCCUUUUCCCUUCUCGACACCGUCGACCCGGAAGGUGCCUAUCACUUGCUCCAGAACCUCGUCGGCGCCAUGUCCCAGGACACUAAACUCAACAACGCCUUCCUCAGCCAAUCCGCCGUGAAGGGUGCGUCAUCCAACACGCCUCAAGGCACCGUCAUCAUCAAGACCGCAUCGACGCCUGCCCCGCCCAACAGCCCGACGAAGCUAGUGCUGAGCCAAGCGAACCCGCACCUCCGUAGCCAUCGCCGGCGGCAGACUGAGACUCCUGACUACGCGGACAAGGAUGAAAAGUCUGCUUUAGAGGCCAAGUACCCCGGUACCGAACCUCAACCUGGCAUGGAGCACUGCAGCCAACUUUCGGAUGUACUGUAUGGCCGUUGGCUUGAUGGCCUGCGUAUCCGCUGGCCUGCUGUGUAA
Molecule: messenger RNA, 1965 nt
Organism: Parascedosporium putredinis
Lineage: Eukaryota; Fungi; Ascomycota; Sordariomycetes; Microascales; Microascaceae
Source: the annotation of a GenBank genome assembly